Messenger RNA from Drosophila grimshawi, 832 nucleotides. It is a transcript of the gene Jhbp4, whose product is annotated as protein takeout. The record is from RefSeq and is a predicted model, not a curated record. Bases 1 to 807 code for a protein of 268 amino acids. The transcript has 3 exons. Lineage: Eukaryota; Metazoa; Arthropoda; Insecta; Diptera; Drosophilidae.
AUGUUUAGCACAGCAAACUGGAAGUUUCAAUACAGUUUUUGUUUUAUCGGUUUUAUUUAUCUAAUACCAAGCACAGCAGCCUAUACGCGGGAAAUUGUUAACAAUAAACCACCGCUGCAGGAAAGACCAUCUUGGCUACAAACCUGUAAGCGUUCCAGUCCCAAUGAAAACAAAUGUUUCCGUCAAUUAUUUGAGGGCUGCUUUCCCGCGCUUGCCGCUGGCAUUCCAGAGAUUGGUGUGAGGAGCUUCGAUCCGCUGAAUAUUGAUCAGGUAUCUGUUUCAAAAGGCAGUGGAAAUUUGAUUCUGUCCGGCGGCUUUCAAAACCUUAUCAUACGCGGACCUUCAAAUGCGACAGUGCGCCGAGCUAGUUUGGAUCUGUCGCGACGUCAACUGAACUUUGAGCUGGAGUUGCCGCGUCUGCGCAUCAGAGCCAAGUACAAUCUAAAGGGUAAUAUUCUUCUGUUACCAUUGGUUGGCAACGGCGACGUAGCCAUGGCUCUGAAGAAUGUCCAUACAGCCGUUUACACAAAGAUCUCGCUGCGCAAUGAGACCCAGACUGGGGAUGAGAUUAUACACAUUGAUGAGAUGAAAGUGAGCUUCCAGGUGGGCGCGAUGCGAAUUCAUUUGAAGAAUCUCUUCAAUGGCAAUGAAAUUCUGGCCACGUCCAUUAACGCGUUCCUAAAUCAGAAUGGCAACGAGGUCAUAGCAGAGCUGCGGCCCGACUUGGAGAUGGGGCUAGCUGACAUUUUCCAUGGCCUAUGGAAUAAUGUGUUCUCCAAGAUGCCCACAAAACUAUGGUUAAUCUGAGUGUAAGUGCAGCCAAAGAGUUUCU